Messenger RNA from Trypanosoma cruzi, 6151 nucleotides. RefSeq lists its product as uncharacterized. The transcript has a single exon. The annotation marks the transcript as partial. NCBI's taxonomy places the organism in Eukaryota, Euglenozoa, Kinetoplastea, Trypanosomatida, Trypanosomatidae. The record is from RefSeq and is a predicted model, not a curated record. Gene Ontology annotation, molecular function: protein binding.
GUAUGCCGCAGUGUAUUUUUCUUUGCAAAACAUGGAGAAGCGAACGAUAUUAGAGCUUGUUGCCACGGCCCAUAGUCUUUCUGUUAUAUUUCUAAAUGAACAGAGGAGAACAUUGGAUUUGGAUCUGAAUUGCAGUAUCCCAUCACAGACAUGGACACAGUUGACGGUUGUUCACCGGCAGGCGGCAUUCCCAUUUAGCGGCAACGAAUUUUUAUGCUUUCUCAAUGGUAUGGAGGUUGCUGCGGUUUCCGGUGUUCAAUACCCACCAAUCUCCCUUGGCUUUUUUUACAUUGGGACACGUGGCGAGGAUGUGGAACAACGCUCCUCUCGAAGAUCCUUCAUUGGGCAAAUGACGGCGGUGUAUUUUCUCAUGCGCGCACUAACGCCAAAGGAAGUAUUGGAGUUUUUUGUGGGAGGUACGGGCGUGACGAGCAUGAAGCAAUACGCCACGCAUAUUGCCGUAUACAUUGAUCCCCGAUUUUGCGAGCGUGGUCAAGUCCACAAUUUGGCGACGUUGAUGCGUGGGAAAGCGUCUGAGUUGCCUCUGAUCACAUACGAGGGUACCGUCGCGUGCAAUACAAACAGUAUUAUUGAUUCCAUCUGUGUGCUUGGCGCGUUGCAUACGGUGGUGGUGCCGCUGUUAGUUCUCCUGGUGAAUCCGCAGCUGCCGUUUCAGUGUCGUAUUCCGCCGGCAAAACGCAAGUCUGUUCCGGAGACCACCCGGAAGGCGGUGGAUGAUCUCUUGAAGCUUGUGGAGUCGCUUCUGCUUAGCAACACCGUACGUGCGGAUGUCUUGGAGGUUGGCCUUUUCCCAAUGAUUGCCCACGUUCUGCAGCAGUUUAUGGAGUAUCACUGCUCCAAUCUCGCCCAGAGAAUGUGUAACCUUUGCAGCGCCCUCUUACCCAAUGGUGCCAUUUUUGAUGCCGCCUACACCGUACUUUUUCUUUCGGGGGAUCUUUUACACGCAUGCUCCGAGGAAACACAGUUGGCGCUGAUCAAAACCCAAACUGCCAUGUGUGGUGCAAAUAAGGAGCUCUGCCGACGUGCGCAUGCACUGGAUUUGUCGAAUUUUGUCGUGAGUGAAAUCAUCCAUGUGUACAACACGUCUUCUCCUCAUCAUGCGUCCAUGCGAAGAGAAAUGUUUGUUCUUCUGGAAGUUAUGAUGGUGGAGCCCAUAACAAUGAACGACGCGGAUGCCCUUCUGCGUCUUAUAAAUUUUGCUGUGAAACAAAUUGAGUCGAUGGUACUUCUUGAAAUUCUUGAAAGGUGUCGCGUGCUCAUUGCGACACGAAAACCACUACUUGCUGCCUACAUGGGCAAGAAGGACUUUGCUGCGGUUCUUCUGUUGCUUUUGGAAGACUCUCGUGGGAUGGUUCAAAAUGAGGCGCUUUUGCUUUUUUGUCUGCUUGUCGGCCGCUCGCGGCGGACGCAGGAGUUGCUGAAUCCCACUCUGCUGUCCGCACGUGAGGCGGCACACGUCGCCUGUGAUAUCUCUCUCUCAUGGCUCAGGGAAAAACUUCACGCUGUGCAGGUGGAUGUGGGACUGUACAUUACAUUGCGUGCCGCCCUGACAGGUCGGUUUGAUGCACCCAUAAAUGAUUGUACAGAACUGAAACGGGAAGACAAGAUUCUUUUUGCCCCAGCCUUUACACCGCUGUUGCAGAUGAUGAAACGGUGUCAAGAAAAGUCCUUAAAGAUUAGGGCCAUGUCCGAUAUUGCAGCGUUAGUACAACAAGAUCCAUCGGCGUGGAAAAGUGUCGUGUCUGUGCCAGGAUGGUAUGCGAGUGUUGUGGACUUGUACCUUUCGGAAGAUGAUUUGUGCGACAUGCAGGCAAGUGAUAUAUCGUCUUUUUUGGCAUCCACAACGAUGAUAUUCGUAAAGGUGCUCUUUCAUGCCCUUCUGCAUGAGGCCUACGGAGCUUCAGAGUUGGAACUUCUAGUGGCAUAUCUUGUGCAGCAGCGUGUCCAUGUUUUGCUGAACGCCGUUUUGACAGGAGUGGUGAAGGAGUACAGUGCAUUAUUUUCUGUUCGUCAUAAUCUUCUUGGUGGGGCACACUUUGGACUUGGUAGCCAGCAGGCAGCUACAAACUUUACAACGUUUUUGUUUUUGGUUGAAGAUGUGUUAUUUUACUCAGCCACCACAUAUCAGGCAUAUGGGGCGACGCGACCCCUUGAAUCGCUACGGAAGCGAGGAUACACAGAGGAAGAAGAGCUGGUGCUUGGCCCCAUUAAGCGUCACGCACGCGAUGCUCGGCGACAACAGCAAGGAGAAGGGGGAGAGGAGGUGGAAGAAGAAGAAGAAGAAGAAGAGAGGGAAGAAUCCGUUGAUGCGUUAGGGGGUCAGUUGUUUAUUGGUGACAAGGCGAUGCGAUUUCGCAUGGAUCCCGACGGGGUUUGGCUUCAUGCGACUCUUGCCGUAUGCACCAUGCAUAUUCUCACGACACAUGCUGCCGUGCUUAACGCAGGUGGGACGAACAGCGGCGGUUCUUUGGAUUUUUACAUGCGGGGACGUCGAGUUCGGAAAGGAGGGUUUCUUCGUUUAUUUGUGCGUCUUUUCCGCGUGACAUGCAACUUCAUUUUGCGGGAUGCCGAGCAGGUGGAGGGUGUUGUGCUCAUGGUGGGACGAUGGAUACGAAUUGUGGAAAAGGAGCAGAGCUCCUUUUUGCUUCUUCGACGCCAAUCGACAGAGCAGAGGGAGCAUUCGCCACUUUCCGGUUCUAUGAUCAUGAUUCUCGGCUUACACGAUCUUCUCGCUCGACGUUUGCGCUUCUCCGUGGAGGGUUCAUCCACACGGUUUGAGGACUUAAACUAUGAAAUAUUGGACUGUAUCAAGUGUCUUUGUAUUCUCUAUCGUAGGACUCUAGCUCAGAUGCAGAUAUUUCACGCACAGAGUCCAGCUUAUGAAAGUGCACCACGGACACGGAAGGAUACUCUGGAUUGGCUUUGUUCCAGGAAGCGAGAAAGGUCGAUUGUGGAGUUUGUAGAGGUGGCGUCUCGACAAGACUACGAUGGGUUUAUACGUCAUUGUACGCUCGUCAUGGAGCGGGAUCGGUUAACUGAAAAGGGCAUCGUCCGGCUGAUUGAAGAAGAACACACAAAGGUCAUGGCGCAUCUGCAUCAGAUCAUUACGGGCCUCAGUGUUGCCCGCAGGUUAAUGCUUGAUGCGCUGGAACAAUAUCUGCAGGCGACAUCCAAGGAAUUGGCCGAGACGGAGACACUCAAGGAACGAUUUGCCCCACAAACAGCGCGUAAGCUUGCCACUGUGGUGUUCAACACAGUCUGGCGUCGCUUUCUGGAGCGGUGCAAGGGCACCAUCUGGGAUUUUGACCCGGCUGGACAGCACAGUACCAAAUACGUCCGUUUAUUGGAGGUGGAACAGCAGCAGCUUGUUCGCCGAAAAUUGGUGUUUGACUCCAAUGGCACUGACCAUGCGAAUAUCACAACAAUGGGAUCCGCCUCCUUAGUUCUCCAACAGGCUGAGCAGCAGCAGCCAUGUCCUCGCGGCGGGGAACACAUGCUAUUAUCCACAGAAAACUCAGGGAAUGACGAAGAAGACGAAGAGGAGGAGGGAAAGGACGAGGAAGAACAAAUGGAAGAAGAAGAAGGGAUGGAAUUGAGUGGUGUUGCAGCUCUCCCGGUGGCAACGGAGGCGAACCAAACCGUACACUUCUCCAUGGCAUGUGAGGUUCCGUACAUGAUGCACUGCUGGAGUGCGACUAUGGUGAUACGGGAAAGUGAUCUUUGUAUCUUUUUCGAUGAAGAAAACAAGGCAUAUAAUCAACGAAUUGCGGAAGAAGCAGAAUCAUUGCUGAUAAAGCCAGGAAGUAUCAUUUAUCCAUCGGGUCAUGUAAAAAUCUUGGCGCCAGGUCGACGUUUUCGAAUGCGGCGUAGUGCGGUUGAGUUAUGGUUUCUUGAUGGAAUGAGCGUGUUGAUCAACUUUGCCACCUUUCCAGACAUGCGGGCUGCUGUGAACAACAUACGUACGGCGGCUGGGAGGCACAAAUUACUUCAUUCUCCUUUAUAUAUUUUUCAGGUGAAUCCCAAGAAAGAUCCAAUGCUCUGGCGACGCAUGGAACAGUGGCGUGAUCGCGAGAUUUCCAACUUUGAAUACUUGUUGUGGCUCAAUUUUUUUGGUGGCCGUACCUUGAAUGACAUCACCCAGUAUCCGGUGUUUCCCUGGGUUAUCGCGGACUACACUAGUGAAACAUUGGAUUUGGAAAGCCCUUCUACGUUCCGUGAUUUUACGCUACCAGUCGGUAUAUGUGGGGGCCCACAAUCUCGUGCACGUGUGGAGAUGCGAUACGAGGCAACCAAACAACUUGGAGAUAUUCCGGCGCAUUACUUUACACAUUACAGUUCCUCUGCCGUGGUGCUUUAUUAUUUGAUUCGUAUGGAGCCCUUCACCACUUUGCAGAUUAUCCUGCAAGGGGGCCACUUUGAUCAUGCUGACCGUAUGUUUCAUUCCAUGGCUUCAUGUUGGCAUGGGGUGACUACAAAUUCACAGGAUGUGCGAGAGCUAAUACCAGAGCUCUUUUAUAUGCCAGAAAUCUGCAUGAAUACAAAUAGAGUUCGGUUUGGUUGUAAACAAGGCGGAGAAGCGAUGGAUUCACUUGAAUUACCGCCAUGGUCUCAUGGAGAUCCGUACGAAUUUAUUUAUCGAAUGCGGGAGGCUCUUGAAAGCGAUUAUGUUUCUUCAAUGCUACAUCAUUGGAUCGAUUUGAUCUUUGGGUAUAAGCAGCGGGGCAAGGAAGCCAUUGCCGCGCUCAAUGUUUUUAACUGGCACUCCUAUGAGGAGCUGGACAAGAACCGUGAUACGGAUGUGGAUCGGCAAUUGCUUAUCGAUUCCCUUGAUAACAUUGGGCAAACUCCCAUUCAACUCUUUACGCAGAAUCACGUUGAACGACGCCCCUAUGAUUUGUUGGAUCCAAUAAGUUGCUCUAUGAGUGUGAAAACAAUUGAUGUUCAGCGCACGUGUUCCUGUGUUGCUCGUGUGGCGUUAUUCGCAUCGGAUCGUGUCCUUCUUGUGGGCGGGAAUGGGACGGCUCUGCUUUUCCGGCUUAUUGUGGCCCCUCUUACGAAACGGGCGAGACGCGCAUGUUCUGCUGGCUCUGUUGGUUCGGCGGCGGCAACGGGGGCGGGGGAAAACUCCGUGGCAGCUUCUGCAGGCAGCGGGGGUUUGCCGAGUUUGUCAAAUAUGACGCCUUCGGCAUCGGGCCGCGGCGGCGGAAUUUCUCGAGGCCGCCCGAGCGUUGAUAUGCUGGAGGAAGUUGAGCGUCGUACUGCGCCUCUUCCCACAGGUGUGGUUCCGAACACGAGCAAAAAGGCCGGUGGUCCGUGUGAGACGGAGAAUGUGGCGGUGCUUUCCUUCGAUAACGAAGUGUUUGUGGCCUUUGGUGGUCUCUUUGACAAUACUUUUGUGAUCCGUCCGCUGGACUCCUCUUCCGUCUUUGCGGAGGAGCGCCUAAGUGCGCAUCGCGGCCGCGUUGUGCGCAUCACUGCGAGCUCCAACAGUCGCUACAUCGUGAGCGGCGCGGAGGACACCACCUUUGUUGUGUGGAGUUGUCAGCUGCAGCAGGGGCGUACCAGGCUGCGAGUGGAGCUGCUCUUUACGGUGUAUGGGCACGAGGAUAAUCCCACCGCCGUAGACCUCAGUCCCGUGCUUGACCUUGUCGCCACCGCCAGCAGGGACGGUGUGCUGAUGCUGCAUAGUCUUACGAGCAGUCGACUGGAGCGCAGUUUGAGGCAUCCGGAGAAUUUUUCCAUUGACCGCGUGCUUAUCCAAGCGUCAUGUUACCUGCCGAAUAUUUUAUACGCCUCCGCGUUGGAUCACGUUAUACAUCAGAUUGGCGUCAAUGGUGUGGCGUUGCGGUCAGUCACCGCCCCGGGGCGUAUUACGAGUUGGUGCGUCACACCAAAUCAGUACAUUCUCGUCACGACCAAAUCCUUUACAAAUUUGAAUGCAUCGGACGAAUCUGGCGGGACGGUUUUUUUUCUCCAUUCCUUCUACCUCUCUUUUUUGAACUCUGUGCCAUGUCCGUUGAGAAGUUUUGGUGCCACACUGACGUGCUGCGCGGCUCAUCCUUCCAACCCGCAGGUGAUUGUGUGCGGCUCCUCUGAGGGAUCCUUGUCACUCUUACGCGUUGAGUUGUGA